AUGAAAGCAUAUCAUAGUGCCACUGAUUUAUUUGCCAAUAGUUCUAGCGAUUUGGAUGACAAUAUUUCCUCAGAUCCAGAUAAUAUGCUAGCAGAAAUGCCUUAUCCCACAGGCACAGGUUCUAAUCGCACGUCGACCGUGAUAACUAGUCCUGCACCCUCUUAUAUCGCACAUCUUCCUUCAAAAUUAAAAUCCUUUUUCAGAAUAAACAGCUCUCAACACAAAAAAGAUGCAACGAUCGGUUCAAUGAGUGGACGCGGUAAUACUCGUGGUGGAAUAAGCUCAUCUUCCUCUUCAACAUCGGUUAUUUCAAAUGAUAGUGAGAAGAUUGUCACUGGCUGCACUCAAGGUGGAAUAUUGAAACAUAAGACAAUCGGACCGUGGUUUUUGAAAGAUCAAAGUAAUAAUCAAAAAUUGCGACGAGUAGCUUCAGCCCCCAACACAAAAACAUUGGAUGGUUCACAAAAAGUAUACAAAGAGAAUUAUUAUGAAUCCAAUAACAAUGUGUCGUUGUCUGUUCCAGAUAGACCUUUUCCUAGAAUGAAGCGUUCUGAAACUUUUAGACGGACAUAUUCCUCAAAUUCGAUCAAGGUCAAGAGAGUUGAGGUAGGACCAGAUAGUUUUCAGAAAAUUAAAUUAUUAGGAAAAGGCGACGUGGGUAAGGUUUAUCUAGUGAGGGAGAAAAAAACAAAUAAACUCUAUGCCAUGAAAGUUUUAUCGAAAAAGGAAAUGAUUAAGCGAAAUAAGAUCAAGCGGGCACUUGCCGAACAGGAAAUAUUGGCCACAUCAAAUCACCCUUUUAUUGUUACUUUAUACCAUUCCUUCCAAAGCGAAGAUUAUUUAUAUUUAUGUAUGGAAUAUUGCAUGGGGGGUGAAUUCUUUCGCGCUUUACAGACGCGACCGGGGAAAAGUCUUCAAGAAGAAGAUGCGAAAUUUUAUGCAGCAGAAGUCAUUGCCGCGUUGGAAUAUUUACAUCUAAUGGGUUUUAUUUAUCGAGAUUUAAAGCCCGAAAACAUAUUAUUACAUCAGUCAGGGCAUAUCAUGCUUUCAGACUUUGAUCUUUCCAAACAAUCUCAUCCUGCAAAUAUGCCAGGCAUUGUUAAAAAUAGCUCGGGAAAUGCGCCCCCUUCAAUAGAUACUAAAUCCUGCAUAGCAAAUCUCAGAACCAAUUCUUUCGUCGGUACAGAAGAGUACAUUGCUCCUGAAGUAAUUAAGGGCUGUGGGCACACGAGUGCAGUUGAUUGGUGGACGCUUGGAAUUUUAAUAUACGAAAUGCUGUACGGCUAUACCCCAUUUAAAGGUCCAAAUAGAAAUGCUACAUUUUCAAAUAUAUUAAGAAAUGAAGUACAUUUUCAGGAAACAAACGGUGCUCAAGCCAUCUCAGGCCUGUGUAAAUCUCUCAUUCGAAAGUUACUCUGCAAAGACGAAAAUCGGCGUCUUGGAUCUAAAGCUGGUGCAUCAGAUGUUAAAGCUCAUCCUUUUUUUAAGAACACUCAGUGGGCUUUACUUAGGCACGCAACUCCACCAAUUACUCCACAGCAGAGUUAUGGUGCCGAUGCAGUGAACUUUCGAAACAUUCAUGAAAGUGUUAGCUUAGAUAUGGAAGGCGAAAAAAUCGUUGAAUUUUCCGAAAAAAAUCCUUUCGAAGAAUUUAACAGUGUAACGUUACAUCACGACGGUGACGAUGAAGAAAUAUAG
Acaulospora morrowiae is the source of this 1698-nucleotide messenger RNA. The record is from the annotation of a GenBank genome assembly. Lineage: Eukaryota; Fungi; Glomeromycota; Glomeromycetes; Diversisporales; Acaulosporaceae.